CUAGGAGGAUAUACCGGACCUGGUUCAGAAGCCUACCACACACCCAGCGUCUCAGAACCACAGAGUGUGGCUGUGGAUAGUGUGGGGGCCUACAACCCCACCACCCCUGGUGCCUUCCUGGGCCAUGAUACACCCAGUGUCACCACACCCGGCACCACCGGCGCCUAUCCGCAAACUCCGGGGGUCUCUUUGAGGGUAAAUUCGUACGCUAACCCCUCCACCCCAGCGUAUGCCAAUCCAUACAAUCCCAGCACUCCGGGUGUGAUGUACAACCCUGCCACCCCAGGAACCGGGUCAUACAACCCAAGCACACCGGGCAUCAUGGGCGACCCCAACACGCCCAGUGACUUCAAUCCCAGCACGCCUGGGGCUGUUGGUACACCUGGGGUCCACGAUGAAGACUUCGAUGACAUAUGGACCGUUGUGGGUGCGGAAGUGUCCAUUCGAUCAGGAGCAGACCAAGGACACUACGCCGCAAUUACCAGCGUGGAUGGGGCACACGCUACUGUCAAGCUAUAUG
This is a messenger RNA of Sphaeroforma arctica JP610, 520 nucleotides long. RefSeq lists its product as hypothetical. NCBI's taxonomy places the organism in Eukaryota, Ichthyosporea, Ichthyophonida. The record is from RefSeq and is a predicted model, not a curated record. The annotation marks the transcript as partial. The transcript has 3 exons.